Molecule: messenger RNA, 14294 nt
Organism: Oncorhynchus mykiss (rainbow trout)
Lineage: Eukaryota; Metazoa; Chordata; Actinopteri; Salmoniformes; Salmonidae
Source: RefSeq, a predicted model, not a curated record
CGGAUUUUCUCUUCAUGGGCUGGGCGUGUUUCGCUUCUGCUAACGGUAUUGGCUAGAUUCUAGAACAGUUGUACAUACAGAGUUGUACAAUAGAUAGUCUCUGUUGGAAAGGAAGUAAUGAAGAACUUGCACUAGCUAGACUACUUUUUCUGUGAGAAUAUUGAUAUAAAAAAACCACGAUGCAAAAUCCGGACUCGGGACAGGGAGAAUCCACCAAGAAUGCAUCUGGGUCGGUCCAUUCCGAUAAUAAAGCACCGAAUAGCGGAGAAAUGAAGCCACCGGGUUUUGACGCUGUAUCGGUUCUUUGGACAUUUGGCAAGUGCCUAGGUGCCUUGCUGCCCGUGUACCUUGCAGGAUACUACCGGGUUAGCGCCAGUUUUUUGGUUUUCGGGCUUAUGGUCUACACGGGAUGGAGGCACUCGCGCGAGGCAAAAGAAGCUCGUCUGCGGUCCGCCAUUCACCACUAUGACAACGAGAAACAAUAUACAUCCAUGAACAUUUUCAGAAGUAAAAAGGAUCUCCCUGCUUGGGUCAACUUUCCAGAUGUGGAGAAGGUGGAGUGGCUCAAUAAGAUUCUGCAGCAGGUGUGGCCGUUUGUGGGUCAGUAUCUGGAAAAGUUGCUGGUGGAGACUAUCGCUCCCUCCAUCCGUUCCUCCAGCACUCACCUCCAGACCCUCACCUUCACCAAGGUGGACUUUGGGGACAAGGCCAUGAAGGUUGUGGGUGUGAAAGCACACACAGAGAAUGAGAGGGGACAAGUUCUGCUGGACGUGUACAUCAGCUAUGUUGGAAACGUUGAGAUUAAUGUGGAGGUGAAGAGGUAUUUCUGCAAAGCAGGAGUCAAGGGAAUACAGCUGCAUGGGAUGAUGAGGGUGAUUCUAGAGCCUCUGAUUGGAGAUGUCCCCAUCGUGGGCGCGGUCACCAUGUUCUUCAUCCGCAGGCCGAAACUGGACAUCAACUGGACUGGAUUGACCAACUUACUGGACAUCCCUGGCCUGAACAUCAUGUCUGACACUAUGAUAAUGGACGCCAUCGCCUCCUUCCUGGUUCUGCCCAACCGCCUGACUGUUCCCCUGGUAGCAGACCUGCACGUUGCCCAGCUACGCUCUCCUCUGCCCAGGGGUGUGGUACGUAUCCACCUCUUGGAGGCUGAUGACCUGCCAGCUAAGGACAACUACAUGAAGGGAGUGAUAGCGGGGUUGUCUGACCCAUAUGCUCUGUGUAGGGUGGGGCCUCAGACUUUCACCUCCCACGUUGUGGACAACACUGUCUGUCCCAAGUGGGGAGAGAUGUAUGAGGUCAUAGUCCAUGAAGUACCAGGUCAGGAGCUGGAGGUGGAGGUUUUUGACAAAGACCCAGACAAUGAUGACUUUCUGGGGAGAACCAAGAUAGAUUUGGGUAUCGUGAAGAAGUCCAAAGUUGUUGAUGAAUGGUUCACCCUGAAAGAAACCAAGUCAGGACGUGUCCAUUUCAGACUGGAGUGGUUGGUCUUGUUGCCCAAUACGGAGCGACUGGAACAGGUUCUUCAGAGGAACGAGAGCAUGACGGUGUCCAGUAAGACUUCUGACCCCCCCUCGGCAGCUAUCUUGGCAGUGUAUCUGGACAAGGCUGAAGCCCUUCCUAUGAAGAAGGGCAAUAAAGAACCUAGUCCCAUGGUGCAGUUGUCUGUACAGGACAUCACUCGAGAGAGCAGGACCUGUUGGACGACCAUCAACCCAAAAUGGGAGGAUGCCUUCACCUUCUUUAUCCCAGAUCCACACAAGCAGUCAAUAGACAUUCAGGUGAAGGACAAUGACCGGAUACAGACUCUAGGUAGUCUGUCCAUCCCACUGUCCCGCCUGCUGUCGGGCCCCAACCUGUCUCUGGACCAAUGGUUCCAGCUAGACAAAUCUGGCCCUGCCAGCCGCAUCUACAUCAACACUGUACUCAGGGUGUUAUGGUUAGAUGAGGAAAACAUCCCCACUUCCUCUACAGAAGCAGCCAACCUAGCAGCAGGUCUCUCAAAGAUACGCCCCCAACAGACCUCCCCAGACCCCAGCUUUGCCACAGAGGGGGUGCUGAGAAUCCACCUUCUAGAGGGCCAAAAUCUGGUCCCCAAGGACAACAUGGUGGGGGGCAUGGUGAAGGGCAAGAGUGACCCCUAUGUCAAGAUCAACAUUGGGGGUGAGACCUUUGAAAGCCGGGUCAUCAAUAGGAACCUCAACCCCACCUGGAACGAGAUGUAUGAGGUGGUUCUGACCACACUGCCUGGCCAGGAGCUGCAUGUAGAGCUGUUUGAUAAGGACAUGGACAUGAAGGAUGACUUCAUGGGAAGGUUGAAGAUCAGUCUGAAGGAUAUCAUCACCUCUCAAUACACUGACCAGUGGUACACUCUGAAUGAUGUGAAGUCAGGUCGCCUUCACCUGGUACUGGAGUGGGUACCAACAGUAUCACAACCAGACAGACUGGAUCAGGUGUUCCAGUUUCAGUCCAGGCAGUCUUACCACAACAAAGCCUUUCCAUCCAUGGCUCUACUGUUUGUGUUUGUGGAGAGGGCUGACGGCCUACCCCUGAAGAAAAGUGGGAAGGAGCCAAAAGUGGGAGCUGAACUUGUUGUGGGGGGGACCUCCCAUAAAACGACGGUGUGUGAUCGCACCAUCUCACCCCAGUGGGACGAGGCUUUUUACUUCCUGGUUCAUGACCCCAGAGAGGAGAUCCUCAUAGUGAAGUUGUCUCACAGUUGGACCUUGCCUAUUGGUUCUCUGGUAGUACCAGUCAGAGAGCUGCUGUCAGAACCAGAUCUGGUCCUGGAUCAGUGGCUGAGUCUGGAUGGAGCCUCACCUGACAGUCAGAUUCUACUGAGGGCUGAACUGAAGGUGCUGUGUCCCAAGAAGUGUGAGAUUGAUGUGGAGAGGGCAGAUCAACCCAGAGCUCGAGCCGCCUCUACUGCUGAACAGACACUGGAGAGAGACACAGUGCAGCAGAGGUGUAUUUCAGUGGACACUCCCAGUGCUCCAUCCCCCAGCCCUUCCUCUAUCCCAGCACCAGUACCAGAGCCAGAGGAGGCUAAGAGGGUAACAGUUACUGAGAUGGUACCUGAGGAGGUCACUGAGGAACCCAGUCAUCCUGGAACACUCCCAACACACACCAACCCUGAGCCCAGCUUUGGCUCUGAGGGGGUGCUGAGAAUCCACCUACUGGAGGCCCAGAAUCUAAUCGCCAAGGACAAUCUGAUGGGGGGCCUGAAGAAGGGCAAGAGUGACCCGUACGUCAAGAUCAACAUCGGAGGGGUCAAGUUUAAGAGUCAUGUGAUCAAGGAGAACCUCAACCCCACCUGGAACGAGAUGUAUGAGACGGUGAUGACCCCACAGUCAGAUCAGGAGGUCCAGGUAGAGCUGUAUGAUAAAGACAUGGACAAGGAUGACUUCCUGGGCAGGUGUAACAUCAGUAUGAGAGACAUCAUACACUCCCAGUAUACCGACCAGUGGUACAUUCUGAAUGAUGUGAAGUCAGGUCGUGUUCACCUGGUACUGGAGUGGGUACCAACAGUAUCACAACCAGACAGACUGGAUCAGGUGUUGCAGCUGCAGUCUAUCCAGUCCUACCAGAACAAGGCUGUUCCCUCUGCUGCUCUGCUCUUCGUCUACAUGGACAGAGCCCACUCACUGCCUUUGAAGAAAAGUGGGAAGGAGCCAAAUGCUGGAGCUGAGCUUGUUCUGGGAGAGACAACCUACAGAACCAAGGUGUGUGAUCGUACCAAUUCCCCCCAAUGGGAAGAGGCUUUCUACUUCCUGGUUCGUGACCCCAGAGAGGAGAUUCUCAUAGUGAAGCUCUCCAGUGCUUGGGAUCAGGCGAUGGGUUCUCUGGUGGUACCAGUCAGAGAGCUGCUGUCAGAACCAGAUCUGGUCCUGGAUCAGUGGCUGAGUCUGGAUGGAGCCUCACCUGACAGUCAGAUUCUACUGAGGGCUGAACUGAAGGUGCUGUGUCCCAAGAAGUGUGAGAUUGAUGUGGAGAGGGCAGAUCAACCCAGAGCUCGAGCCGCCUCUACUGCUGAACAGACACUGGAGAGAGACACAGUGCAGCAGAGGUGUAUUUCAGUGGACACUCCCAGUGCUCCAUCCCCCAGCCCUUCCUCUAUCCCAGCACCAGUACCAGAGCCAGAGGAGGCUAAGAGGGUAACAGUUACUGAGAUGGUACCUGAGGAGGUCACUGAGGAACCCAGUCAUCCUGGAACACUCCCAACACACACCAACCCUGAGCCCAGCUUUGGCUCUGAGGGGGUGCUGAGAAUCCACCUACUGGAGGCCCAGAAUCUAAUCGCCAAGGACAAUCUGAUGGGGGGCCUGAAGAAGGGCAAGAGUGACCCGUACGUCAAGAUCAACAUCGGAGGGGUCAAGUUUAAGAGUCAUGUGAUCAAGGAGAACCUCAACCCCACCUGGAACGAGAUGUAUGAGACGGUGAUGACCCCACAGUCAGAUCAGGAGGUCCAGGUAGAGCUGUAUGAUAAAGACAUGGACAAGGAUGACUUCCUGGGCAGGUGUAACAUCAGUAUGAGAGACAUCAUACACUCCCAGUAUACCGACCAGUGGUACAUUCUGAAUGAUGUGAAGUCAGGUCGUGUUCACCUGGUACUGGAGUGGGUACCAACAGUAUCACAACCAGACAGACUGGAUCAGGUGUUGCAGCUGCAGUCUAUCCAGUCCUACCAGAACAAGGCUGUUCCCUCUGCUGCUCUGCUCUUCGUCUACAUGGACAGAGCCCACUCACUGCCUUUGAAGAAAAGUGGGAAGGAGCCAAAUGCUGGAGCUGAGCUUGUUCUGGGAGAGACAACCUACAGAACCAAGGUGUGUGAUCGUACCAAUUCCCCCCAAUGGGAAGAGGCUUUCUACUUCCUGGUUCGUGACCCCAGAGAGGAGAUUCUCAUAGUGAAGCUCUCCAGUGCUUGGGAUCAGGCGAUGGGUUCUCUGGUGGUACCAGUCAGAGAGCUGCUGUCAGAACCAGAUCUGGUCCUGGAUCAGUGGCUGAGUCUGGAUGGAGCCUCACCUGACAGUCAGAUUCUACUGAGGGCUGAACUGAAGGUGCUGUGUCCCAAGAAGUGUGAGAUUGAUGUGGAGAGGGCAGAUCAACCCAGAGCUCGAGCCGCCUCUACUGCUGAACAGACACUGGAGAGAGACACAGUGCAGCAGAGGUGUAUUUCAGUGGACACUCCCAGUGCUCCAUCCCCCAGCCCUUCCUCUAUCCCAGCACCAGUACCAGAGCCAGAGGAGGCUAAGAGGGUAACAGUUACUGAGAUGGUACCUGAGGAGGUCACUGAGGAACCCAGUCAUCCUGGAACACUCCCAACACACACCAACCCUGAGCCCAGCUUUGGCUCUGAGGGGGUGCUGAGAAUCCACCUACUGGAGGCCCAGAAUCUAAUCGCCAAGGACAAUCUGAUGGGGGGCCUGAAGAAGGGCAAGAGUGACCCGUACGUCAAGAUCAACAUCGGAGGGGUCAAGUUUAAGAGUCAUGUGAUCAAGGAGAACCUCAACCCCACCUGGAACGAGAUGUAUGAGACGGUGAUGACCCCACAGUCAGAUCAGGAGGUCCAGGUAGAGCUGUAUGAUAAAGACAUGGACAAGGAUGACUUCCUGGGCAGGUGUAACAUCAGUAUGAGAGACAUCAUACACUCCCAGUAUACCGACCAGUGGUACAUUCUGAAUGAUGUGAAGUCAGGUCGUGUUCACCUGGUACUGGAGUGGGUACCAACAGUAUCACAACCAGACAGACUGGAUCAGGUGUUGCAGCUGCAGUCUAUCCAGUCCUACCAGAACAAGGCUGUUCCCUCUGCUGCUCUGCUCUUCGUCUACAUGGACAGAGCCCACUCACUGCCUUUGAAGAAAAGUGGGAAGGAGCCAAAUGCUGGAGCUGAGCUUGUUCUGGGAGAGACAACCUACAGAACCAAGGUGUGUGAUCGUACCAAUUCCCCCCAAUGGGAAGAGGCUUUCUACUUCCUGGUUCGUGACCCCAGAGAGGAGAUUCUCAUAGUGAAGCUCUCCAGUGCUUGGGAUCAGGCGAUGGGUUCUCUGGUGGUACCAGUCAGAGAGCUGCUGUCAGAACCAGAUCUGGUCCUGGAUCAGUGGCUGAGUCUGGAUGGAGCCUCACCUGACAGUCAGAUUCUACUGAGGGCUGAACUGAAGGUGCUGUGUCCCAAGAAGUGUGAGAUUGAUGUGGAGAGGGCAGAUCAACCCAGAGCUCGAGCCGCCUCUACUGCUGAACAGACACUGGAGAGAGACACAGUGCAGCAGAGGUGUAUUUCAGUGGACACUCCCAGUGCUCCAUCCCCCAGCCCUUCCUCUAUCCCAGCACCAGUACCAGAGCCAGAGGAGGCUAAGAGGGUAACAGUUACUGAGAUGGUACCUGAGGAGGUCACUGAGGAACCCAGUCAUCCUGGAACACUCCCAACACACACCAACCCUGAGCCCAGCUUUGGCUCUGAGGGGGUGCUGAGAAUCCACCUACUGGAGGCCCAGAAUCUAAUCGCCAAGGACAAUCUGAUGGGGGGCCUGAAGAAGGGCAAGAGUGACCCGUACGUCAAGAUCAACAUCGGAGGGGUCAAGUUUAAGAGUCAUGUGAUCAAGGAGAACCUCAACCCCACCUGGAACGAGAUGUAUGAGACGGUGAUGACCCCACAGUCAGAUCAGGAGGUCCAGGUAGAGCUGUAUGAUAAAGACAUGGACAAGGAUGACUUCCUGGGCAGGUGUAACAUCAGUAUGAGAGACAUCAUACACUCCCAGUAUACCGACCAGUGGUACAUUCUGAAUGAUGUGAAGUCAGGUCGUGUUCACCUGGUACUGGAGUGGGUACCAACAGUAUCACAACCAGACAGACUGGAUCAGGUGUUGCAGCUGCAGUCUAUCCAGUCCUACCAGAACAAGGCUGUUCCCUCUGCUGCUCUGCUCUUCGUCUACAUGGACAGAGCCCACUCACUGCCUUUGAAGAAAAGUGGGAAGGAGCCAAAUGCUGGAGCUGAGCUUGUUCUGGGAGAGACAACCUACAGAACCAAGGUGUGUGAUCGUACCAAUUCCCCCCAAUGGGAAGAGGCUUUCUACUUCCUGGUUCGUGACCCCAGAGAGGAGAUUCUCAUAGUGAAGCUCUCCAGUGCUUGGGAUCAGGCGAUGGGUUCUCUGGUGGUACCAGUCAGAGAGCUGCUGUCAGAACCAGAUCUGGUCCUGGAUCAGUGGCUGAGUCUGGAUGGAGCCUCACCUGACAGUCAGAUUCUACUGAGGGCUGAACUGAAGGUGCUGUGUCCCAAGAAGUGUGAGAUUGAUGUGGAGAGGGCAGAUCAACCCAGAGCUCGAGCCGCCUCUACUGCUGAACAGACACUGGAGAGAGACACAGUGCAGCAGAGGUGUAUUUCAGUGGACACUCCCAGUGCUCCAUCCCCCAGCCCUUCCUCUAUCCCAGCACCAGUACCAGAGCCAGAGGAGGCUAAGAGGGUAACAGUUACUGAGAUGGUACCUGAGGAGGUCACUGAGGAACCCAGUCAUCCUGGAACACUCCCAACACACACCAACCCUGAGCCCAGCUUUGGCUCUGAGGGGGUGCUGAGAAUCCACCUACUGGAGGCCCAGAAUCUAAUCGCCAAGGACAAUCUGAUGGGGGGCCUGAAGAAGGGCAAGAGUGACCCGUACGUCAAGAUCAACAUCGGAGGGGUCAAGUUUAAGAGUCAUGUGAUCAAGGAGAACCUCAACCCCACCUGGAACGAGAUGUAUGAGACGGUGAUGACCCCACAGUCAGAUCAGGAGGUCCAGGUAGAGCUGUAUGAUAAAGACAUGGACAAGGAUGACUUCCUGGGCAGGUGUAACAUCAGUAUGAGAGACAUCAUACACUCCCAGUAUACCGACCAGUGGUACAUUCUGAAUGAUGUGAAGUCAGGUCGUGUUCACCUGGUACUGGAGUGGGUACCAACAGUAUCACAACCAGACAGACUGGAUCAGGUGUUGCAGCUGCAGUCUAUCCAGUCCUACCAGAACAAGGCUGUUCCCUCUGCUGCUCUGCUCUUCGUCUACAUGGACAGAGCCCACUCACUGCCUUUGAAGAAAAGUGGGAAGGAGCCAAAUGCUGGAGCUGAGCUUGUUCUGGGAGAGACAACCUACAGAACCAAGGUGUGUGAUCGUACCAACUCCCCCCAAUGGGAAGAGGCUUUCUACUUCCUGGUUCGUGACCCCAGAGAGGAGAUUCUCAUAGUGAAGCUCUCCAGUGCUUGGGAUCAGGCGAUGGGUUCUCUUGUUGUACCAAUCAGAGAGCUGCUGUCAGAACCAGAUCUGGUCCUGGAUCAGUGGCUGAGUCUGGAUGGAGCCUCACCUGACAGUCAGAUUCUACUGAGGGCUGAGCUUAAGAUCCUGAACUCGAAGAUGACUGAGGGUGUUGGAGUACCACAAGGCUCUGUCUCAGGUCCAGAAAUUAUUAUGAGUGGGAGUUAUAGUGAGGAGAAGGAACAAAUUACCAUUGAGCAGCCAGUUACUGCAACAAUUGGGGAGAAGCAACACAGUGAGGUGCCCUCUGAGGAAUCUGUUGCAGUCUCCAGCCAACCCUCUAUCUCUGAACCUGAGGAAGCAGAGGUGGUCUUUGAGGUCCCCAAAGAAGACCCCAGCCCUCCUGAGAUACUCCCACCACACACCACCCCUGACCCCAGCUUUGAUACUGAGAUAGAGGAGCCAGAAGAAACUGAGGAACCUAUCACCCAACUGUCAGUCACAGCAGACACUGAGGAGCUCCAACCCUGGCAGGGACCAACGGCAGGAUCUGUUACAGAGGACAUUGCCAGAGCUACAGUGUCUAGCCUUUCUUCUGUGUCUGUACCUGAGGAAGCUGAGGUCAUGCCUGAUGUCAUCCCUGAAACACGCCCUCCUCACACUACCCCUCACCCAAGUUUUGGCACUGAGGGGGUGCUGAGAAUCCAUGUACUGGAGGCCCAGGAUCUGGUUGCCAUGGAUAAGCUGAUGGGGGGCCUGAAGAAGGGCAAGAGUGACCCCUAUGUCAAGAUCAACAUCGGAGUGGUCAAGUUUAAGAGUCGUGUGAUCAAGGAGAACCUCAACCCCACCUGGAACGAGAUGUUUGAGACGGUGCUGAACCCCCAGGCUGGUCAGGAGGUCCAGGUAGAGCUGUAUGAUAAAGACAUGGAUGCAGAUGACUUCCUGGGAAGGUUUAUGAUGAGGCUGAGUGAUGUCAUCAGUUCCCAGUACACAGACCAGUGGUACACUCUGAAUGAUGUGAAGUCAGGUCGUCUUCACCUGGUACUGGAGUGGGUACCAACAGUAUCACAACCAGACAGACUGAAUAAGGUGCUGCAGCUGCAGUCUCUCCAGUCCUACCAGAACAAGGCUGUUCCCUCUGCUGCUCUGCUUUUCAUAUACAUGGACAGAGCCCACUCACUGCCUUUGAAGAAGAGUGGGAAGGAGCCAAAGGCUGGAGCUGAGCUUGUUCUGGGAGAGACAACAUAUAGAACCAAGGUAUGUGAUCGUACCAACUCCCCCCAAUGGGAAGAAGCUUUCUACUUCCUGGUUCGAGACCCCAGAGAGGAGAUUUUCAUAGUGAAGCUCUCCAGUGCUUGGGAUCAGGCGAUGGGUUCUCUGGUGGUACCAGUCAGAGAGCUGCUGUCAGAACCAGAUCUGGUCCUGGAUCAGUGGCUGAGUCUGGAUGGAGCCUCACCUGACAGUCAGAUUCUACUGAGGGCUGAGCUUAAGAUCCUGAACUCGAAGAUGACUGAGGGUGUUGGGGUACCACAAGGCUCUGUCUCAGGUCCAGAAAUUAUUAUGAGUGGGAGUUACAGUGAGGAGAAGGAACAAAUUACCAUUGAGCAGCCAGUUACUGCAACAAUUGGGGAGAAGCAACACAGUGAGGUGCCCUCUGAGGAAUCUGUUGCAGUCUCCAGCCAACCCUCUAUCUCUGAAACUGAGGAAGCAGAGGUGGUCUUUGAGGUCCCCAAAGAAGACCCCAGCCCUCCUGAGACACUCCCACCACACACCACCCCUGACCCCAGCUUUGAUACUGAGAUAGGUUCCUCAGUUUCUUCUGGCUCCUCUAUCACCCAACUGUCAGUCACAGCAGACACUGAGGAGCUCCAACCCUGGCAGGGACCAUCGGCAGGAUCUGUUACAGAGGACAUUGCCAGAGCUACAGUGUCUAGCCUUCCUUCUGUGUCUGUACCUGAGGAAGCUGAGGUCAUGCCUGAUGUCAUCCCUGAAACACGCCCUCCUCACACUACCCCUCACCCAAGUUUUGGCACUGAGGGGGUGCUGAGAAUCCAUGUACUGGAGGCCCAGGAUCUGGUUGCCAUGGAUAAGCUGAUGGGGGGCCUGAAGAAGGGCAAGAGUGACCCCUAUGUCAAGAUCAACAUCGGAGUGGUCAAGUUUAAGAGUCGUGUGAUCAAGGAGAACCUCAACCCCACCUGGAACGAGAUGUUUGAGACGGUGCUGAACCCCCAGGCUGGUCAGGAGGUCCAGGUAGAGCUGUAUGAUAAAGACAUGGAUGCAGAUGACUUCCUGGGAAGGUUUAUGAUGAGGCUGAGUGAUGUCAUCAGUUCCCAGUACACAGACCAGUGGUACACUCUGAAUGAUGUGAAGUCAGGUCGUCUUCACCUGGUACUGGAGUGGGUACCAACAGUAUCACAACCAGACAGACUGAAUAAGGUGCUGCAGCUGCAGUCUCUCCAGUCCUACCAGAACAAGGCUGUUCCCUCUGCUGCUCUGCUUUUCGUAUACAUGGACAGAGCCCACUCACUGCCUUUGAAGAAGAGUGGGAAGGAGCCAAAGGCUGGAGCUGAGCUUGUUCUGGGAGAGACAACAUAUAGAACCAAGGUAUGUGAUCGUACCAACUCCCCCCAAUGGGAAGAGGCUUUCUACUUCCUGGUUCGAGACCCCAGAGAGGAGAUUUUCAUAGUGAAGCUCUCCAGUGCUUGGGAUCAGGCGAUGGGUUCUCUGGUGGUACCAGUCAGAGAGCUGCUGUCAGAACCAGAUCUGGUCCUGGAUCAGUGGCUGAGUCUGGAUGGAGCCUCACCUGACAGUCAGAUUCUACUGAGGGCUGAGCUUAAGAUCCUGAACUCGAAGAUGACUGAGGGUGUUGGGGUACCACAAGGCUCUGUCUCAGGUCCAGAAAUUAUUAUGAGUGGGAGUUACAGUGAGGAGAAGGAACAAAUUACCAUUGAGCAGCCAGUUACUGCAACAAUUGGGGAGAAGCAACACAGUGAGGUGCCCUCUGAGGAAUCUGUUGCAGUCUCCAGCCAACCCUCUAUCUCUGAAACUGAGGAAGCAGAGGUGGUCUUUGAGGUCCCCAAAGAAGACCCCAGCCCUCCUGAGACACUCCCACCACACACCACCCCUGACCCCAGCUUUGAUACUGAGAUAGAGGAGCCAGAAGAAACUGAGGAACCUAUCACCCAACUGUCAGUCACAGCAGACACUGAGGAGCUCCAACCCUGGCAGGGACCAACGGCAGGAUCUGUUACAGAGGACAUUGCCAGAGCUACAGUGUCUAGCCUUCCUUCUGUGUCUGUACCUGAGGAAGCUGAGGUCAUGCCUGAUGUCAUCCCUGAAACACGCCCUCCUCACACUACCCCUCACCCAAGUUUUGGCACUGAGGGGGUGCUGAGAAUCCAUGUACUGGAGGCCCAGGAUCUGGUUGCCAUGGAUAAGCUAAUGGGGGGCCUGAAGAAGGGCAAGAGUGACCCCUAUGUCAAGAUCAACAUCGGAGUGGUCAAGUUUAAGAGUCGUGUGAUCAAGGAGAACCUCAACCCCACCUGGAACGAGAUGUUUGAGACGGUGCUGAACCCCCAGGCUGGUCAGGAGGUCCAGGUAGAGCUGUAUGAUAAAGACAUGGAUGCAGAUGACUUCCUGGGAAGGUUUAUGAUGAGGCUGAGUGAUGUCAUCAGUUCCCAGUACACAGACCAGUGGUACACUCUGAAUGAUGUGAAGUCGGGUCGCCUUCACCUGGUACUGGAGUGGGUACCAACAGUAUCACAACCAGACAGACUGGAUCAGGUGCUGCAGCUACAGUCUCUCCAGUCCUACCAGAACAAGGCUGUUCCCUCUGCUGCUCUGCUCUUCGUCUACAUGGACAGAGCCCACUCACUGCCUAUGAAGAAGAGUGGGAAGGAGCCAAAGGCUGGAGCUGAGCUUGUUCUGGUGGAGACCACCUACAGAACAAAGGUGUGUGAUCGCACCAACUCCCCCCAGUGGGAUGAGGCUUUCUACUUUCUGGUUCGUGAUCCCAAAGAAGAGAUGCUCAUAGUGAAGCUCUCUAGUGCUUGGGAUCAGGCGAUGGGCUCUCUGGUGGUACCAGUCAGAGAGCUGCUGUCACAACCAGAUCUGGUCCUGGAUCAGUGGCUGAGUUUGGAUGGAGCCUCACCUGACAGUCAGAUUCUACUGAGGGCUGAACUCAAGAUUCUGGAAUCUAAAAUGGUGGACCUGAUAGGUCAUGGAAUUCUUCCAUGUGCUGCAGGAAACUGUGGGCAGGUGAAGCUGUCUCUCUCCUAUGCCUCAAAGAAGAAGAAACUGACCAUCACAGUCCACGCCUGCAGGGAUCUGGAGUCGCCCAGUAAAGACGGUCUAGACACCUACGUCUCCCUCAUGCUGCUGCCCGACAAAAACAAGGCCACCAAGAGGAAGACAAGCAUCAAGAAGAGAGACCUCAACCCAGAAUAUAACGAAAGGUUUGAGUUUGAGCUGUCUGUGGAGGAGGCCAGGCGCAGGCAUCUGAGUGUGUCAGUGAAGAACAGCAAAGCCUCCUUCAGGAGCAGCGAUCUCAUUGGACAGGUGCAGAUAGAGCUGGCUCAGAUUGACCUGGCCUCAGGGGUCACAGAAUGGUUUGACUUGAAACAGGAAGCUGAAUAAUGGAUCUGUCAUACCACAGGGUUAAAGUUCACCUGUACAGCCUAACUCACGCCGAUGCCUUCCCCCACCUACCACUGCUGCAGCCUUCCCUGUCCUAUCACCUGUUAAUGUCUAUCUCUAAAUAUCUACAUAUCAAUAUUAUCACUAAAGACAGGGCUCAAUAGGUCAGAUCCUGGAUUGAACCAGGAGAAAGUCUGUAUUAUAUAGUUUCAUCUGAAGUUUAUACCUAGUAUUAAUAGUUAAGCUCAAAAUGUGUACAUACUUAUGAAAAGGUUGAAGGUUAUACCUGCAUACUUUAAGAACUGAUGAGGGUUAUACCCGUUUAUUAAGGUUACUUUUGAAGUUUACAUUAAUAACUUGUUAGGGAUAUUUGAAGAUCAUAUGAAGGUUAUGUACGUUAAAGGUUAAUGUACUAAUGAACGAUAGCUACAUGCAUUUAUCUUGCUAAAGUAAUAUCAGUAAGGAAGGAGUUAAUAUUAUCAAGGUAAAGAGACUCUUGCCUGAUCCAGGAAGUGAAUAGGGACCAGCAUGCGUUGUCAGUAUACGGUAUCAGAUUGGUAUUAUCAAAUAACUUGUAAGCAAAGUAACAAUAAUUUGAAGAUAUCAGCGAAUUCCAUUAUAUUAUGGAAUGAUGUUUGCUGUGGAAAAUUGUUAAGUAUGUUAAUACUAAUAGAAGGAUAAUGAGGAAGUAAAAUGGUAAGUAUGUUAAUACUAAUAGAAGGAUAAUGAGGAAGUAAAAUGGUAAGUAUAGUAUGAGUCCUUGCGGAUUGAGAGAGAAAUCAGGUCCGGGACAAGGUAGCACGUCCGGUGAACAGUACACUUUAACCCAAAUCCUUUACUCAGUGUCUAGUCAGGAACCUCCCUUAUUAAAAGAGCAUUGAUUUUACUUUGCCGUAUGUUAUCACAGAGACUUCUAUAGUAUAUACUGUACCAAUGGGGCGGCAGGGUAGCCUAGUGGUUAGAGCGUUGGACUAGAAAGGUUGCAAGUUCAAAUCCCCAAGCUGACUAGGUACAAAUCUGUCAUUCUGCCCCUGAACGGGCAGUUCCUAGGCCGUCAUUGAAAAUAAGAAUUUGUUCUUAACUGACUUGCCUAGUUAAAGGUGUAUAUAUAUAUAAACAGUACUGCCAUCCAUGCGAAAUUCAGCCAAUUAUCAAGGCACUCUGAUAUUACAGAUACUGACCAGUGAGGUUCAAAAGUGUCAUGGAGUGUUAUUCAUUUCUAACUAAUACAAAAAAAGUAUUUAUCUGUUGCCAUUUGUAUUUUACUAAUUCAUCAUAUAUUUUUACUUGCCCUUGUGUUGCUAUGCUGCUUUGUGUUUUGAUGUGUAUCUUUGUUUUUUUAACACAUUACAAUUGUGCAUAUAUUCAUCCUUUCUAGCAGGGUUGUGCUCAAUUCAGAAUGAAAGGAAUGCCUCAAAUUCCAAUAAAAUUACUGAAUUUUAA